Messenger RNA from Zea mays, 3782 nucleotides. RefSeq names its product B3 domain-containing protein Os03g0120900. Lineage: Eukaryota; Viridiplantae; Streptophyta; Magnoliopsida; Poales; Poaceae. The record is from RefSeq and is a predicted model, not a curated record. The coding region runs from base 165 to 2360 and encodes 731 amino acids. Gene Ontology annotation, molecular function: DNA binding. The transcript is spliced from 4 exons.
GUAGCGGGUAGCUUCGCCCACCAGCAACCAAACAGAUCAGCAAAAGAGGCCUCCUCGGCUCGGUUCCAGUUCCACCCACUCUCACAGUUCUUAUCACCUACUACUCCACCUCUUCCUCCACUCUCCAGUCUCCAGGUUGUCUUCGUUGUCUGGUCUUGGGGCUCAUGGAAGAGCCGAGGAGGCCUCGAUUCUUCAAGGUCCUCGUUGUCGACUUCGCGCGACGAAUAGAGAUACCUCAAGGCUUCCUCUGCCAUUUUCCAGAGGGGAGAGACAGGAAGCCCGGCACCACAGCGGUGGCGUCUGCUAAAGUCGUCCUCACCAAUGCCGAGGGUAGUAGUAUCUGGCCGGUUGCGCUAGAGUCGACCGACGGCCGCGUGUUUCUCACCACGGGGUGGCCAAAGUUCGUGGAGGACAACCGUUUGGGGAAGGGCGAGAUCCUUAUCUUCAAGUACCACGGGAGAAUGCGUUUCGUGGUCUCGAUUUUUGGCGUGGAUGCCGUCGAGAAGGCAGGUCGCUGGUCUGCAAGGAGUGGCGCCCAGGCCGCGGAGAAGACAGGUACCAUGCAACGAAACACUAAAGGGGAUGAACACAUUUCAUCCCAGGGCACAGCUGGUUUCCUUGACUCACAUGAAGUAGUUUGCUCCAAAGAUUACUUGGAGACGUACUUGUCAGAGGAGACAAUGGAGGAUGAUAAGGCUAAAGCAGUAGCGGAAGUAAUGAAGACUUUGCGUGUUGACAAAUUGACAGUAGACUUAUUCUGUGCUAUACUCUGUUUGUGUGAAUGGAAAGUCGAGGCAGCUGCAGAAUAUUUUAAUUUUUGUAGGGGCAAACCACAAAUCCCGGAAAAAUCUCUGAAGCAGAAAUUUGUUUUUCAGUGUAAGUUUUUUUAUUACUUCGUGGUCUUUCAUUUUUGCAUUGUAACACGGCUAUCCUGUUUGUCUCCAGUUGACUUUGUAAAGGGACAACUACAACGCUUCUUCCCUGAAGAUUAUGAUUCUGAGAAAAUCAAGAAGAACAAUAUUGAGUCACCUAAUUUGUCUGAUCAACCACUACAACGUGACCUUAUAGUGGCGCCGGUGAAACGAAGGCUAGUUGAUGAAUUUAAAUCUUGUGACUUGUCUCACCGACAGAAGAGAAAAGUUAAGUUGCAGGGAAACUCACUGCAAACUCAGACACCAAGAAGAUCACCACGAUUGGUAAACGUGAACAAUACUUGUAAUAAGAACAAAAAAGUGUCGAAAGGAAGAGCCAAAGUGCUGAAAACACCACCAGAUGCAACAGAUCAGGUGAAGGAUAGAGCACAUAAAUCAUGUUUGCUUGAUGAGAAACUAGAUAAUGCCUUGAAAGCUGUUCAUGAAGAAGCGACAGGUUCCUUAUCUCAGGAUCUCAGGAAACUGGAUUCCCCACGGUGUGAGGUUGGCUUAAGUAAAGAGCAUGGACAUGAUCAAGGAGAUACUGGAAAAAUGUUGGAUGAAGUCAGUGAUGUAGAAAACAGUAAAGAACAUGUGGGAAGCGAUGCUAUGGGGAAUUCUGAAUCAUAUAUGAGUACAUACUGUGUAGAGCCAUUGCCAACCAACUCUAGGUUGACAGCAUAUUCAAGAAUAAAUGAGCUAUCAUUUACAUGGAAGCACUCACAACAUGCCAGUUCCCUUGAGAAAGUUUUACUUGACAUUCAAAGAGAUAACUUCGUGAACACCAUUGCACGCAUCCAGAAAAUCGUCCGGGAUGAUCCUUCAGAUGUGCUUAGUGCAGAUGUAAUUGAAGCCACUGUACAGAUAGAAAUUCUUAAAUGGGGUUUAUGCCUUCAGGACAAGUGCGCCCACAAGAUAGUAAAUACAAUGUUGGAUUAUGCUAAAAAGGUCAAGGGGAGACACAAUUUCAAUACUGAGAUGAGGAAGGAAGAGUUCUCUGCAAAGCUGCAGGAUCUCCUGAAGUGGCAGCUUAAAGAACUAGAAUUUAAAUACACUUCCUUGGAAUCAGAUUACAAGAAAGCAAUGGCUGAUGCUAGCAAUUUUUUCUCGACAUUUGAAGAGCACAGGAAAAAGUUGCAUGCCAUUAAGGACGGUAUCAAGGACCUGCAGCAGGCCUGUAUGACUAAGGACGAUGAAAUGCAAAAAUUGGCACUUCAAGUCGCUGAGCAUGCGACCGCAUAUCAGAAGUCUAUAAUGGAAAAGGUUAGGGUCAAGAUGGCUCUGAAGAGCCAUGAGCAGACUCUUGGUUACAUAAAAGAGCAGCUAGCCUCUGCGGAAUCUGGAUCAAUUGAUGUAGGGGCAUUGGUUAAGAUAGAGAUGGAUAAUAUGAGUAGGGAGAUUGAACUCUCCAAGCAAAAUCUUCUAAAUAUCAACUUCAAGAAAGAGUAAAGAAGGUGUAAGUGUUUGCUUGAAAACCAGAUUAGGAAUGCUGCUUAUGUGCUAUAAUAACCUAGCUAUCAUAUCAAUUACUGCGGGAGUUUGAUUAGAUAUAGGGGGUGUUUGAAUGCACUAGAAUUAAUAGUUAGCCGCUAAAAUUAGUUGAGACAUCCAAACACCCUAGCUAAUAGUUCAACUAUUAGCUAUUUUUAGUAAAUUAGUUAAUAGUUACAUAAUUAUUUGUUAGCUAGCUAAUCCCACUAAUAAUUUUUAGCCAGCUAACUAUUAGUUUUAGUGGAUUCAAACACCCCAUAAUAGUUUACAUGACAUACAAAGGUUAUAGAAUGCCCCUUGUUGUUCAUGAGCUGCGGGUAAGAGCCACGGCCCAUGGGUAAAAGCCACUCCCAGGAACGCAAUUGACUCUACAUUCUUGAUUGUGUUUAGUCGAUGUGCCACCACAAUUGUGGUCCUCCCUGACAUUAUUCGAUCAAGAGCCUAGCAAUUGCUCUGACUGUGCAUCAAGCACACUUGUUGCUUCAUCAAGUAGUAGUAUUGAGGGAUUCCGGAUUAUUGCCCUUGCAAUUGCGAUUCUUUGCUUCUGCCCCCUGAGAGCUGUAUACCGUGCUCUCCACAAUCAGUAUUUUUUAUGGAGUCAUUACUGUAGGUGAACUAUGUACAUGUUACAUGUACAUACGGUAUAUGUUUACAGUUGUUGCAGCCAGUUCUGCACCUGUUCAGCUAGCAAUGGCUUCAAUCUAUGGCAGAUUAGUAUCAUUUCUCUCCUAAACAUGUCUUUGCACGCGGCUAUUGUUGGCGGGAUAUUUUCAAAUAUCUAGCUGUUCCGGUAUUUUCAUAUGCACCAAGUCAUGGUUAUGAUGACCUCUAUUUUCCAAGGAUUUGCCAAUUGAAGCCUCAUUCAUCGCAUCGCAAGGAGUCGAUCAGAGGUGCGGGGUGGCGUGACUCCAAUUAUCUGCCAACAUCUUCGUACGAAGCUGCACCGCAAGAACAAGUGGACAGUUUUCUCCUCCCUUUGUCGGAUGCAAUUUUCACAUGUGAACAAUUCAAGAUCCAUGUUCUUUCUCCUUAGCAGUGACCUAGUAUUCAGUCCAGCUUCCAAUAGAAGCCAGAAGAACACUUUUUGUUUUGGUUGACAUUUCGAUGCCCACAACCACAUGUAUGCGGGGUGUGCUAGCUCUUCUGCAAUCAUGUGUUUAUAUGUUUUUGUGACGAAAAUUUCAGAUUUCCCUAGAUAUAUGACCAUGUGUUAGUUUGACCAAUGGUUGGUUGUCCUUGCAAAUGGGUAAUGAGGAGUUGGUAUUGUGGGAAAGCUGUCACGGACAUGGGUGUGUAGAACAUUUGUUGAGGGUGUUCAAUAGCCUUUGCUUGUAAUAUUGUUAUUUCCUUAUGAAUGGCAUACGACAACAGUUCUGAAUA